AUGAACAAAUAUCUGCAAUAUUUAUUAACGGCGGGGAGCUCAGAGCGAGGUUAUGAUCCCUACAACCCAGACCUCCCGAGGCCCUCGCUGGAGGAGGAGGAAGAGGAGGAGGAUGGUGCUCUGGCUGACAUUACAGGUGUGACACCUGGUAUUUUGGAGUUGGAGCUGGUCAACAAGGCCAUUGAGGCAGUCAAAAACGAAGUUGAGAGAGAGCAGAAAAAGUAUGAGGAGCUUCUGGAAACCACCAAGGAGCUCAGCGCUGCAGAGGCCUCCGCGCUCCUUUCGAAUGUGCCCGUGUCAGCUGCUGGGACACAAAAUGAUUCAUUUAUGUCCUUAGAAUAUAGUCCAGGUAGCUACAACUUUAAUAAUAACUCAGACUACAACCCUACUCCUCUAGCUGCUGCUAGCCAGUCAAGUAAAUACACUUUGGAUGCUUACAAAUCUAAAGGAAGUUCCCUGGAAUACGUUCCCAAGGCUGUAGUACAGAAUAAAAAAUAUGGUGGCACUGUCACUAAUAAUAAAUAUGUGAUUGAUGACUCAAAGCCUUCUACAGACUUGGAAUAUGACCCACUUUCAAAUUACUCAGCCAGGCUUUUGAGCAAAGCCACAACAAAGGAGCCCAAGGGGGCUAAAAGGGGCAGGGUGCCCAGUUAUGAGGGCUCUUACUCUCCAUCACGAAAGAAGCUCUGUGAAGUAGCUGAUGACUAUGAAGUGUGUGCCAGGUUUUCUUCCUCUGAAGAUGAGGCUGAUGCAGAAUACAAGCCAACUUCUGUGAGUUCACAGUCAAAAGCUGGUUCUGAAAGUGAAUCCAGUGAUGGGUUCUCCAACAAAGAGCAGAGCACCAAGCUGGAUGACUUUGCUUCCCAGGAUAGCAAAGGAUCAGCAGCUCUAUAUGGCAUGGAGGACCUUCCAAGUUCACAGAAGAAUCUUGGCAAAAACUUCUCAGACAAGAAUGCAAAAGCAGCAAAAUUGUGUUCUGAUAAAAAUGAGCAGGAAAUUGAAAAUAAAAAUAAAGAGUCAAAAGACAAAGCAAAAAGGAAGAAAUCAGAUGUUAGUAAAACACCCGGUGUCAGUGAGGUUGGUAAGAAGGAAAAAAGUAAAAGUACAGAAAAAGACAAAAUGGUGAAGAAAGAAGAAAAAUUGAAAUCCAAGAAUGAAGAGAAAAACUCUAAAGAGAAAAGUGUCAAAGUAAAAAUGGAUGGGAAUGUAAAGAAAUCUGAAAAACAAAAGUCAGAGAAAGUUGAUGGGCUUAAGAAAGAAAAAUCCAAGUCUGCCAGCAGUAGUUCAGGGAAGAGCAAGAGUGAGGGUGUCAGCAAAAGCUCCCCAGAGAAGCUGGGGAGCAGCAAGAAGGACUCCAAGCUGAAAGCAGCUGAUUUGAAGAAUGGUAAGGAAACCUCUGGUCAUAAAAACAAAGAGAAAGGGACCAAGACUCCAGCGCUGGAGAGAAAGAAAGAAAACAGUUCUACAGAGAAGGGAAAUCCAAAGAAGGGUCGGAAGCAGAGGAGUUUGAGUCAUGUUGAUCUGUUUGGUGAUGAGAGUGGGGAUGAUGAUGACAAAGGUUGCCCUUUGCCCUCCACCUUACCCGACGUGAGCUCGGACUCGGAUGGGGGUGACUGUGGGUCAGACUCUGAGAGUGAAAACGAAGGGACAAAGAAAGUGAAACGCUCUAAAUUGUCCAAGUCAUCGUCGUCUUCCUCCACAACAUCUGAUGACAUUGAUUAUUCCAUUCUGGAGAAAGAGUUGGACUUGGAGUCAGAUCCAAUGGAAGAGUGUCUCAGGAUUUUUAAUGAGUCUACGGAUGUGAAAACUGAAGACAAGGGAAGGCUGGGGAAACAGGUAUCUAAAGAGGAAGGAAAUGAUGAAAAGACAGAAGAUAAUUUAACUACCUUGUUUCCUGGCCAAAAAAGAAGGAUCUCUCAUCUUGUCAAACAAGGAAAUGCAGAGGUCCCCAACAAGCCCGUAGUCCGGCCCUACCGUCCCCCCACGGCUCAGGAGGUCUGUUACCAGAGGAUCCAGCUGGCUCAGCAGCAGGCAGCACAGCUGGCUGUGGCCGUUCAGAAGGCCUCUCUUUCUUUGCCAGGAGAAAAGAAGAGGAUUGCUCAUGUGCCAAAUGCAGCCCUCUCUGCAGCAGCCAAACAAAGCCUUGUGAGUAGUAAGACAACUGUUGCUGGCAAGAGUGUGACACCUUCCAAUGACUCUGAGGCACCCAGCCUUUCUCUGAAGGCUUGCACCUUAGCUGGGAUGGCUUCAAAGACCACUAGCACCAUCGUGCCCAAAAGGAUAGCACAUGUUCCCUCCUUGCAGAGUGCCACCUUACAGAGGCCUGUUAUUCCCACAGAAUUUGGUGCCAAAGUCCCAACAAACAUUCGUCAGAGAUAUCUCAAUCUCUUCAUUGAUGAGUGCCUGAAGUUCUGCUCCUCCUCCCAGGAAGCAUUUGACAAGGCUCUGUCAGAAGAGAAGGUGGCUUAUGAACGUAGCACCAGUCGCAACAUCUACCUGAACGUGGCUGUGAACACCCUGAAGAAGCUCCGGAGCCUGGUGCCCAGUUCCCCCUCCAGUACCAACAAGACAAGCAACAAGAAGGUGGUGUCCCAUGAAGCUGUGCUGGGAGGGAAGCUGGCUGCUAAGACAAGCUUCACCCUGAACCGCUCAGGGAGCUUGAGAGCAGAGGAUUUAACAGGAGCUGCCUUGUACCGGCGACUGAAGGAGUAUCUGAUGACUGAGGAGCAGCUCAAGGAGAAUGGGUACCCCAUGCCUCACCCCGAGAAGCCUGGCCGUGCUGUUCUCUUCACUGCAGAGGAGAAGAAGACAAGUGACUCCUCCUGCAGGAUUUGCUGUCGUUGUGGCACUGAGUACAUGGUCUCAGCCUCUGGGAGCUGCAUUCGGAAGGAGGAAUGUGUCCACCACUGGGGGAGGCUGCGCAAGCAGAGAGUGCCAGGUGGAUGGGAAACUCAUUACAGCUGCUGCUCAGGAGCUGUGGGCUCACCAGGCUGCCAGGUUGCUAAACAACAUGUCCAUGACGGACGAAAGGAGAGCCUGGAUGGCUUUGUGAAGACUUUUGAGAAGUUGCCUACAACUGAUGGCUACCCUGGAAUCUACUCCUUAGACUGUGAAAUGUGCUACACCAAGCAAGGACUGGAGCUGACAAGAGUGACUGUGAUCAACUCAGAACUGAAAGUGGUGUAUGACACCUUUGUCAAACCAGACACCAAGGUGGUGGAUUAUAACACCAGGUUCUCGGGUGUGACAGAAGAAGACCUGGAGAACACCAGUAUCACCCUGCGGGAUGUCCAAGCCGUCCUCCUGAACAUGUUCAGUGCAGAUACCAUAUUGAUAGGGCACAGCUUGGAAAGUGACUUAUUUGCACUAAAGCUUAUCCAUGGCACCGUGGUGGACACGGCCAUCGUCUUCCCCCACCGCCUGGGGCUGCCUUACAAGCGGGCUCUGCGCAACCUGAUGGCAGACUACCUCAAGCGCAUCAUCCAGGACAAUGUGGAAGGGCACGACUCCAGCGAGGAUGCCAGAGCCUGCAUGGAGCUGAUGGUCUGGAAGAUCAAAGAAGAUGCUAAAGUGAAGCGAUGACUUGGCUUUCUCUCUCUCUUCUUCCUCCUCCACCUCUUGGAAGCAGUGCAAUAAAUGCUGGCAGUUACACUGUC
Molecule: messenger RNA, 3656 nt
Organism: Chaetura pelagica (chimney swift)
Lineage: Eukaryota; Metazoa; Chordata; Aves; Apodiformes; Apodidae
Gene: REXO1
Product: REX1, RNA exonuclease 1 homolog (S. cerevisiae)
Exons: 17
Coding region: 1-3582 (1193 amino acids)
Cellular component (GO): nucleus
Molecular function (GO): exonuclease activity; nucleic acid binding
Source: RefSeq, a predicted model, not a curated record